Messenger RNA from Halteromyces radiatus, 886 nucleotides. RefSeq names its product Nup53/35/40-type RNA recognition motif-domain-containing protein. The coding region runs from base 186 to 785 and encodes 199 amino acids. Gene Ontology annotation, cellular component: nuclear membrane; nuclear pore nuclear basket; nuclear pore central transport channel. Lineage: Eukaryota; Fungi; Mucoromycota; Mucoromycetes; Mucorales; Cunninghamellaceae. The transcript is spliced from 3 exons. The record is from RefSeq and is a predicted model, not a curated record. Gene Ontology annotation, biological process: NLS-bearing protein import into nucleus; nuclear pore organization; regulation of DNA-templated transcription. Gene Ontology annotation, molecular function: structural constituent of nuclear pore; single-stranded DNA binding; phospholipid binding.
UCUCUAGUCGACGUGUCCUUUUUAAAUCAUCAUCAGUUCCUCCCUCUUCUCAUGGUAUAUUUGGUGCACAACAGAAUGAUAAAUAUAGUGGAUUUGGAAAACAUAGAUCUACGGAAACCAUUUCAACUGAUGAACCACCAGUAUCAUCUUUAUGGGAUAUUGGCGUGAAUCCAAAACCAGCUAUUAUGCCAGUUAAUUUUGAUUUGAAGAAGGAUAUGAAUAUUAUAAGUAGUAUGAAGGAUCAAAAUAUCAAGGUUGGUGCAUCAACAACAGUUAGUAUUUUUGGCUUCCCACCCGAUAUGACAGCAGAUGUACUAGAACAUUUUACAAAAUGUGGUGAAAUUGCUGAACGUCAUCAAUCACCUGGCAACUGGAUGACGAUUCGAUAUGCGACACAGGAAGGAGCUAGAAAAGCACUGGAAUGCAAUGGUACUAUCCUUGGUAACAAAUAUAUGGUUGGUGUGACAUUACUGAUACCAGCAACUGAAAAUAAUCAAAAGAAUGGGAACGCAUCGAUAGAAUCCUCCUCUGGUCAACCUGGUAUUGUUAAUUUGACACAACCUAUUCAAAGUGUAUUCAAAACUGAUCACCAUAAACCAUCAGGAUUUUUAUCAUCUUUUACAUCGACACCAUCAACAUUACCAUCAACAUUACCACCAUCAUCGUCAUUAUCAGCAUCAUUAUCACCAUCAUAUGGACAAUCCAAUGUCAUGGGGCAACAAGUAACCAAGGUAGCCGACAAUAGCGUCAUGAACAAGCUUAAAGAAAUCAUCUUUGGUUGGUAGAUUGUGAUAUUAGUAUAUUUUUAUUUUUAUUUUUAUUUUUUAUUUUCUAGUUUAUGAUUAUUGUCUUCAUUCGUUCUCUUUUUUUUUUUUUUAUUGAUUUA